Molecule: messenger RNA, 1281 nt
Organism: Symbiodinium necroappetens
Lineage: Eukaryota; Dinophyceae; Suessiales; Symbiodiniaceae
Source: the annotation of a GenBank genome assembly
AUGCCGCUUCCGAGCUUCUACAAGAGGGACCGCGGAUUACUUGGCGAUCUGCGGCUCUCCGAGUCCUUGGCCAAAAGCAGUGGAUCGGUUUGGACUUCUGCGGGCAAGAGUGGCUUGGAUGCGAUGGCCGCUUUGGGCGACGUUGUGGUGGAGAGCUGCACAUGCAAAGCGUUGGGUCGCGUUCCACGGCGGCCUGGCGGAGGCAGGGCCUUUGCAGAGGGCAGGCCGAGGGUAGUGAAGGACUUCAACAACCGGGACUUUGAGCCAGCGCUCCUGCGACUAGCCGAGCUCCUGGUGCCAGUGGCACAGAGCACUGAGGCCGCCUUUAGCUGCGCCACCGCGGUGGCCUCCGCGCUAGCGCUGGCGGCACAGAGCUGCGAUCAGCUGCAGCGGCCGGUGCUGGCUGCCAGGUUUCGGCAGCUGUCGGCGAUUUUCGGGUCCUACGACUAUCAGAUGAAGGGUGAGGAUUAUAUCAACGACAGCCCUUGGCCGAUCAAUUGGAAGCAAAACAUGGAGGGUAUCUUGCGUUCCAUGGCCUUCCUCAAGCAGCACGAGGUGCAGGCCGAGCCUUGGCGCAGCGCCGCCGCUCGCUCGGCAGUGCCGCGGGGCACGGGGAAGCGGCGCGUGGCCAUUGUGACUGUUUGUGACUAUGACCCAACGCAGACGCCUCUUGCUCGACUGUCGAAGCUGAACAGAGAUGCGUACGCCAAGAUGCACGGCUAUGAUGUGGUGAUGUAUGAGAAGGCACCACUCUUCGCAGAUCCCUUGGCGGGCCUGCUCACAGAGCCCCUGGCCCAUCGCCCGCCCGCCUGGUCCAAGGUGGAUGCUGUGUUGGAGACAUUGGCGCAGGGACGCCACGACUGGGUGAUGUGGUUGGACUGCGAUUCCUUCUUCAUGGACCCGGAGGUGCGCCUGGAGGAGAUCAUCGGAUUGGCAGAGAGCCGCUGCCCGGCCACAUCCGGUGAUGAUGCGGCUCGGCUUCGAGAUCUGGUCGCGAAGUGGCAGACCGGACCGGAGCAGGAGCCGGAGAGUCUUCUAGACUGGUACGACAACCUGCUUGAGAGCUACGCAGCAGAGGGUGUGGGCUGUGAUGCGUUUGAGCCUCCAACAACCACCCCGUCCAACCGAACGCUGGGUUGGGCCGAGUGGCUCUUCCAAGAGACGAGACCGCAGUUGGUUGCAUCCGAGGACGGCUUGAUGCUGAAUACCGGCGUCAUGCGCAGCACUGAGAUUGCUGACAUAUCUUUGAACGGUGGCAUGUUGUGUUGCAACAGUCUUUAG